This is a messenger RNA of Merops nubicus (carmine bee-eater), 638 nucleotides long. Its product is annotated as synaptotagmin-15-like. Gene Ontology annotation, biological process: regulation of calcium ion-dependent exocytosis; calcium-ion regulated exocytosis; cellular response to calcium ion. Gene Ontology annotation, molecular function: clathrin binding; phosphatidylserine binding; calcium ion binding. The annotation marks the transcript as partial. The transcript has 3 exons. The record is from RefSeq and is a predicted model, not a curated record. Lineage: Eukaryota; Metazoa; Chordata; Aves; Coraciiformes; Meropidae.
AACAAGCAGUUUCUGUUGCUGGAGGUAUCAUAGCAGGGAUCCUUUUGUUUGUUCUCACUGGAAUAACUGCAUACCUGCUCUGGAAGAAAUUUUGCUGCCUCCUUUCUUAUGAAAAGCUCACCAGUCCUGCCAAAACAACACACACAGAUGCCAUUUUUCAGGAUCAGUCUAUAUCUGAAAAUCAACUGAAAACCAAAAGAUCCAGAAGCGUUCCAUUUAUCAUCCCACCGACACUGUGUCGGCGAGACUGGAUCAACCUGACAAAUGAAGAACACGUUCAGGAAGAGAGUGACCCCUCCAUGGUUCCUCAGCCUGGGCCACGGUCAUCCUUUCAUUCUUUGGCUGCAGCUUACGUGGUAGGGACCAUUAACCCAGAGCUGUACAAGUUUCCUGAAGACAAAAGUGAGACGGAUUUUCCUGAAGGGAGCAUCGGACGCCUCUGGUUCUCCAUAGAAUAUGAACAAGAGUCAGAAAGGCUCCUUGUCUCCUUGAUCAAAGUCAGAAAGCUGCAGCCUCCUGCUGAUUCCUGUAGCCCGUUUGUGAAAAUCUACUUGCUGCCUGAUGAAAGAAGCUACUUGCAGUCCAAAACAAAAUGCAAAACUCUUAACCCGCAGUUUGAUGAACACUUUGUUUUUCAG